AUGGGGCUUUUCACUUGGGCGCGGCGCAAGUCGCAAGCCGCAACGGCUACAGAAGUGUCGCCCCAGACCCCCUCGCCCUUUCGCGAUUCUACAGCCCGGCAACCAAGCUAUGAUUCGGACCAUGAAUUCACUCGGUCGAUCCCCGGCGCGUUUCCGACUUCCCCUCCGAUCUCACCAACGCUCGCGCCCAGCCACCCCGAGGUGCCCAUGGAUGAGGUUCCUAUGGAUGAAGACUUCACAAUAGCAGGUUUCGACUCAAUGCAAAUAGAUACACCUGCCACAAUACCAGAGCUCCCCACAGACCUGGGUUCUCAUCUUCACCCGAGAAGACCCUUACAUUUCACUCCUACUCCAUCCCGUACCAAGCGCCCGCCAUCAGUUCGCUCAGCAGCUGCAGCGAGAUCUGUCACGGAACGAGAGACAUUCGUGGAUGACCCAUGGAAUCGACACGCAUUGGCAUUUGAGAAGCUGCCUUUCGGACGACCGGUGUCUGCGGUGCAGCUGUUUUACCCGGACAAAAAGCCACUACCCGCCAACCGAAUCGCAUCGAUCUAUGCGUCUGAGUGGGAGAAAAGAGAGCGCGAGCGCGCUGUUUAUGAACGCGAUCUUCGUCGUCCGACGAGACUUGUUCCGCAGGGAUCACCAGUGCGGCAGCUUUCCCGGGCAUGGCUGGACCGGGUGACGCAAGCUAUGAAGAGUGCCCACGGCCAUAGUGUUGCCAGGUCUUUGUCCGGAGAUGAUUUGUACCAGAAGGACAUUGCCACGUGCAUCAAGCCUUUGGCCUGGCUUAACGACGAGAUCAUCAAUGCUUAUCUCAUCAUCCUCGUCCAGUACCUCCGCCAGUCUACCGGAAACGCAGGGCGUAGUGAUCGACCCCGUUUUCAUGCAUUCAACAGCUUCUUUUAUUCCAGUCUACGUGACAAGGGAUACCAGGGGGUUCGUCGCUGGGCAAACCGCGCUAAGAUUGGCGGCGAGGGCCUGCUGGAUGUUGAUACGGUCUUUGUCCCUGUGCACGAGUCCAGCCAUUGGACUCUCAUGGUUGUCCGACCAUCAGACCGAACAAUUGAAUAUUUCGACUCCUUGGGUUCGCGUGGCCCAAGGCAGGUGAAGGUUAUCAAGGAGUGGCUCCGCGGCGAGCUGGGGACGAAAUACGACGAUGAGGAAUGGACCGUGCUUCCCUCGGUGUCUUCUCCACAAGACAACGGAAGCGAUUGCGGCGUCUUUCUUCUGACUAACGCCAAGGCCAUCGCCAUUGGCAUCGAGCCUACCGUCUUCGGCCCGAGCUACACGAGCCUCGUACGCAGGAAGAUCGUCGCCGAGCUCAUGAACGGUGGUCUCCACGGGGAAUUCGACCCUAGUGACCCGCAAGGCAAAAUCUUACUUUGA
Molecule: messenger RNA, 1386 nt
Organism: Penicillium alfredii
Lineage: Eukaryota; Fungi; Ascomycota; Eurotiomycetes; Eurotiales; Aspergillaceae
Product: SUMO protease ULP1
Exons: 2
Coding region: 1-1386 (461 amino acids)
Biological process (GO): protein desumoylation
Cellular component (GO): nucleus
Molecular function (GO): deSUMOylase activity
Source: RefSeq, a predicted model, not a curated record